CCAAUCGCCCUAUAGCUACCUGCGAACCGGCGCUACCUACACUACAGCUCUCGCUCGCUCUCUCCGUAUCACAACAGACGGUUCUAAUAUGGGCCCAGAGUAACCAGGGGACGUCGCGAGAGAAGCAAGGAAGACGGUUAUCACAAACUCAGGUUUAGUCAAAGAGUCUGCACAAAUGGCGAGGCAGAUGGACCAGUCCAAAGUGAAAGAGUUGAAGGAGACGUUCUCGCUGUUCGACAAAGAUGGCGACGGUAACAUCACGGCCACGGAGCUGGAGUCCGUCAUGAGGUCGCUGGGACACGAUCCCACCGGCGAUGAGAUUGAGGACAUGAUGAAGAGUGUGGACGUGGACGGGAACGGCACCAUAGACUUCCAGGAGUUCCUGACGAUGAUGGGCUCCAGGAUUCACACCGUCGACCGGGACGUCGAAAUCAGGGAGAUGUUCCGAGUCUUCGACGUGGACGGGAACGGCUUCAUCAGCGCCGCCGAGCUGCGCAGGGCGAUGUCCAACCUAGGAGAAGAUCUCACGGAGGACGAGAUAGACGAGAUGAUCCGCGUCGCAGACAAAGAUGGCGACGGCCAGAUCGAUUUCGAGGAAUUCGUCAAGAUGAGCAGGUUGGCCCAUCCCGAACCUCCGAAGAGCAUCACUCUGGACGUUCCCAGCCAGCCAGACUCCCCGGAGUCUCCUGAAGACGGGAAGAAAGAGAAGAAGGGCAGCUUCAAGAAGAAGAGGGGCAGCUUCAAGAAGCGGCUGAUGCAGCUCGCGGGAAAAGACUCCAGCGACAGACGAGAUAAGGACAGCUAAAUCUUCCAAGGGCAACACCUUUUAAGGAAUGCCAGUUACCUCUUAAUCGUCUUUCUGUCAUUUGGUAGAUGGAGAAAGAUUUGUAGAUUGAGUUGGAAAUAGCAGGAGUGAAGUAGGGGAAUCCCAAAGGCUUAUCCACUGAUGAUGACAUGUAUAUAUCAGGCUUUAGGGGGAAAAGGGUGUGAAACGGGCAAAGUUAACGCAAUAAGGUAGUUAUGUAACAAGCCCUACCAAUACCAUCCCUAGGUGCACUGAGGUAGCAGGUUGACAGAGGAUUAAGAAAUAAAAAAAGACCAAGGCUAGAGACACAAGGCUGCGUAGAAGACAAAUUUGAAGUCGCUCCUCUUCAAGGAUCAACCCGAAUAUUAGAGACUCCUUUUCAAUCGAUUAGCGAUAUGGAGGGGGUAUCCUCCUUCCUUGCAAUUGAGGCUGGUCUACAAGAACCUCAUAAGUAUAUUCAGUCCGUUAUAUAUAUAAGAGAAUAGAUUGUACAAUUACGCGAAUAAUCGCGAAGAUUUUGUACAGCUUGUUGUGGAGAGAGUGGGUAUGUCCGUUGUGAUUGGUGGUAUAAUACUUCUUACCAUUUUAUGUGAAAACGUUUUUUUUUUGUUUGCAUUAACACGUACGCCUGCUGUUCUAGUCGUGAUAUUAGUGGAAAAGAAAUUGAUAUUAUAUUACUAGAAGUGAUCAGCUGUAUAUAAAUUGGCAUUUGUCAUAUCGUUUGUAGAUGACAACCAUGAUAAAAAUGUAUAUUUUACAUUCCGGGAGAAAGACUUAAACAGAGAUGAAUUCCAACUUUUCGAAAUGACUUAUGACAAUAUGACUUAUGAAAAUCGGCGAUUUAGCAAAUGUAUUUUUUGGAUCAUGUGACAUGAUGUCCAGAAAGUACAUUCUGACAAUUAUGAUAUCAAAUGCGUUGUCCACAAAGAAAUAUGGGGGUGUUAUUUCGACGAAGUAAAAUGUAAAUGAUUGCAUUGGUACAAUUCUGCAGCUUGAGAGCUAGCUUACAUACUGUAGUACAAAUGAAACGUAUUUUCAACGUAUAUAACCAUUACUGUAGUAGUUCUGUUCUGUGUGAACAGUCGUUGACAUUUUUGCAAGUAAGAAAGGGUUUCCAGCCCCAUUCCAAUUUUAAGUGUCACGGAAGAAAAGGCGUUUUCUAACGAUUCGCCCAGAUCGCCAGUUUUCCCUGUUUGAUAAUUUACUGUUUAACGUUUCGAUUGUAUAUUUGAGAGAAUACACACUGCCCCCCUCCCCAGUCUGAAAAUAAGUUCCUGGAACCCAGGGUGCAUGCACAUGGAGGGGAUCAGGUGCCCUUGUUUCCAAUGGCAUUCUCCCUCCCAAAUGAACCUUUUUGGCCCCCCUCCCCCCGUCUACCUAUCUCACACAAAUUGAACUAACGCUAUGCAGUGUAAACAAGUGCAACAACAAGCAAAGGAUGCAAUUCUGUUGUUGUGGUCUGUGUUUCCAACGUUUGUAGUAACGUUUGUAGUAAAUGACGUCCAUCCUAAUGUGUCCAAUGUACCAGACAUAAAUCAAGAGUUAAAUGAGUCAAGAAAUUGAUUCCAAUAUACACGCACGUGUAUGGAUAUUCGUUUGAUUCCCAAUACUGCUGCAAAAACGACGCUAAGUAUUAAUUUCGCACCCUUGUCAUUUCUUUAUAUCCAUCAUGAUGGCGGAUCAGGGUAUCGCAAAGCAUGCUGGGAACAUCUUCCAAUCCAUCAUGGCGGAUCAAGACGCCGCGCUGCAUGCUGGGAAUAUUAACUAAUCAAGAGAACAUCUUUCCAUUUUCGAAGCAUUGCAUGCACAGGCAGCAAACCUUCAUAAUAUUCAACACGAAAUCAAAUUAGCCUAGAUUCGAUAUGCAUGUCUGGACUUAAUACUGUGUUAUUGAAGAGAGCCGUUUUGUAAUUGCUGCAUUUUGCAUUUUGUCCUGCUUAAUUUGUCCAUUCUGUACAGCCCAGAACCGAACUUGUAGCGUUUGUAAGCACAUUACUGAGAUUUGUUUUAUUCUCUAAGUCGCCUGGGUCGUUUGGUAUUUUGAAUAACUGCUAGGUGUGUCGUUGGUGUUAUUCCCGGUUGCCCAUGGCAUCUGCGUAGUAGUCGACCCCAUUUGAUAUAACUAUACUUACGUCUAUAUAACUCAGUAUGGGUCACUUUUCUAAAAGCGAAGAUCUAGACACGUAAAAAAUCAUUAGGCCGUGUUUCAAGCCUGCAAAAGUGAACGGGUGGUAAAGUUUUGUUUUUCUCUCCUAUAUGUGCUUCCUGUAAACACCAGUUUUCGGCAGCAGUCACAGUAAUUAUCCACACACGCGUACGCCGGUCAGCUAUCAGCCAAUCAGAUACACCCCCUCCUCUUGUUUAAGGGAAGGUUACCAGCCAAUCAUGUUGCCUCUUGACCGUGGGCGACGGCGUGAUUGGUUGGUGGUGUUUGGCAAGCGCUAAUAAGUAGGGCGAAUCACAGGCCGGUAUGCUAAGGUUGUUGCUUGACAUAAACAUGCGGCGGACUUGGCAUGAGAUGAUGAUUGUUGGUUGUCGUACCUUACAAUGCAGAUUUUCUACUACCGCUAACUUUGAACAAGUUUGAACUGCAACAAAAUGUGUCAGUAACAUUUCACCGACAGUAUAUCCUAUGAGUGAUUUUCUUAAAAAGAUGUAAAAGGUUUUUAAGUAACUAUCUCCACCCAACGAGUAACGCUGCAAUGUGUCAAAUCGGAAGUAGUGAGAUUGUGUGAUUGUGUUUGUCGAAGAAGGACGAAGAAACUGUCAGUAAUAAUAAUUUGGUGUGUUAUCCCUAACAUCUACAGGGCUGUGUGGAUUUGUCGUGUUCCCACACUGGUGUGGGUCGUACGACAAACUCAAGAUUUUGCCUCUUUUGAGGCCGUCUUUUCAAAACGUAACAAACGUAGAAAUACAUCUAUAAGUAUCGUACGAAAUGAUGCAGAAAACAGACGGUAACAUCAACUAGAUGGUAACGGCAAAUAAAGGCUAGAACAAUCACCGGAAAAAAAUAAAAUCUUUAAUACACCUCUGAGAUCUUGAGACAUGCUUACUGCUUUUUGAUAAUCCUAACAUUGGCGCCAUCUAGUUGAACAGUACUGUACUGCACGCUCCGAGCCAGAAUGUUGACAUGGCUUCCAUGUGAUUUGUCACCCUUCUAAACAUUUGAUGUAAUACAUGUUUACUAGUCACAACAAAUGGAGCAAUAAGAACUGGGAGGUAGUGGAUGUAGUCUACACAUGUGCUGGUUUACACUUUUACAUGGGCUUACGGGUAAAUUUGGCGCAUGUUGAAAAGGCGGGAAACUGCUUGUUCCUAUACAAGGUGCGAAAGUCUCGUAAUAGAGUAGAUGGUGUUUAUUUGAAAUUACGUCAUAUCUGUAACGUUGCUAUGGCUACAAAAAGAGGAUUACUCAUUUCAGCUGAGCACGUGCCAUUUUGAUAAUUUUGGUUAAUUCAGUUUGUUACAAUAAAAUUUUAUUCUAAUUGAUUACUCCUGAUCUGCUUGUAAAUAUAUAUAUCUUUUGUUUCUGAAUCUAUCAACAGAGGCUCUGUCCCCAAUGCUGAAAAAAAGAAGUAAAAUGUGGCUUCUAACUUCCGUUCUUAAUCUAUAGUCUGCUAGACAUCGCGCGAUAGGAUUGCAAGUAUAACACAUAGAUGAAUCAUUAUAAGACGUCCCCAUGAUUGUAAAACUGCUUGUAGCGCUCCGUCGUUACCUCCAAGCUGUAAGGUCUGCUUCGAAUCUGAGGACAGAAACUUGAGGCUAGUUCUCAUCAGUCCACGCAACUUUGAGACCGCAGGUGAUGUGUUUUGUACGAAAACUUGUUACUUGUGAGACGAAAUUAAAAGAUGAUAGAAAUGAUAGAAACCGACAUGUAAAGUACGUGGUUAAUUGAAGGUGUACAUUUCAUAAAUUAAAAGAAGAGAAACUA
Molecule: messenger RNA, 4736 nt
Organism: Branchiostoma belcheri (Belcher's lancelet)
Lineage: Eukaryota; Metazoa; Chordata; Leptocardii; Amphioxiformes; Branchiostomatidae
Product: neo-calmodulin-like
Exons: 6
Coding region: 176-805 (209 amino acids)
Molecular function (GO): enzyme regulator activity; calcium ion binding
Source: RefSeq, a predicted model, not a curated record